AUGUCGUGGGCAAAGCAUAAGAAGAUUUUGGCGAUGGCCAAGGGCUAUCGUGGUCGUGCUAAUUCAUGCUAUCGUACAGCCAUUAACCGUGUGGAAAAAGGUUUGCAAUAUCAAUACCGCGAUCGCAAGCAGAAGAAGCGCGACAUGCGCUCGUUGUGGAUACAAAAAAUCAACGCUGGUGCACGCCAAGAAGGUUUGUCGUACUCGAAGCUUUAUGGAAAGAUGAACGGAUCGGGUAUUGAGCUAAAUCGCAAAGUAUUGGCUGACAUAGCUGCCACCGAGCCAUUUAGUUUCAAGUCGGUAAUUGAUGUUGUGAAGCACAUGGAGAUCGCGACUAAGGCUUUGUAA
Molecule: messenger RNA, 348 nt
Organism: Plasmopara halstedii
Lineage: Eukaryota; Oomycota; Peronosporomycetes; Peronosporales; Peronosporaceae
Product: 50s ribosomal protein l20
Exons: 2
Coding region: 1-348 (115 amino acids)
Biological process (GO): ribosomal large subunit assembly; translation
Cellular component (GO): ribosome
Molecular function (GO): structural constituent of ribosome; rRNA binding
Source: RefSeq, a predicted model, not a curated record